GGCCUUCCUCCCUCCUCCCGGCCGGAGCUCUCUCUCCACCCGGCUGCCCAGUCCCGGGCCCCGGGGCGUGCGGACCCGAGUUUCCAUCCGGUUCUUCUCCUCUCGCAGGUCUGCGGAGAACUGGGGCUGAACAAGCACUCAGGGUAACAGUGGGCUGACUGCCGCUUCAGGGAGCGGAGUGGAGAGCGCGCCCGACCACCAUGCCGCGUUCGUUCCUCGUCAAGAGCAAGAAGGCUCACAGUUACCACCAGCCGCGCUCCCCGGGACCCGACUAUUCCCUCCUCCUGGAGAAUGUCCUGGCGCCAGGCGGAGCAGGCAGCACCUCGAGCGCAGGCGGGGCGAAGACGGAGCCCCGGGGUCGUCUGUCCCCCGAGUCACAGUUGACUGAGGCCCCAGAGAGAUCCUCCGUAUCCCCCGGCAGCUGUGAGGGCAGCGUCUGCGACCGGAGCUCAGAGUUUGAGGAUUUCUGGAGGCCUCCAUCGCCUUCUGUGUCUCCAGCCUCGGAGAAGUCGGCGUGCCCGUCGCUGGACGAAGCCCAGCCCUUCCCCCUGCCCUUUAAGCCGUACUCCUGGAGCGGUCUGGCGGGUUCUGACCUGCGGCACCUGGUGCACAGCUACCGGCCGUGCGCCGCCCUAGAGCGCGGCGCCGGCCUGGGCCUCUUCUGCGAGCGCGCCCCGGAGCCAGGCCACCCGGCGGCGCUCUACGGCCCCGAGCGGGCUGCGGGCGGCGCGGGGGCCGGGGCGCCUGGGGCAGGCAGCGCAAGAGGCGGCGCUGCGGGCGGCGCGGGCCUGGGGCUGUACGGCGACUUCGGGCCCGCGGCGGCAGGGCUGUACGAGCGGCCGGCGGCGGCGGCAGGAGGGCUGUACUCAGAGCGCGGCCACGGGCUGCACGCGGACAAGGGCGCUGGCGUCAAGGUGGAGUCGGAACUGCUGUGCACCCGCCUGCUGCUGGGCGGCGGCUCCUACAAGUGCAUCAAGUGCAGCAAGGUGUUCUCCACGCCGCACGGGCUCGAGGUGCACGUGCGCAGGUCCCACAGCGGCACGAGACCCUUUGCAUGCGAGAUGUGCGGCAAGACCUUCGGGCACGCGGUGAGCCUGGAGCAGCAUAAAGCCGUGCACUCGCAGGAACGCAGCUUUGACUGUAAGAUCUGUGGCAAGAGCUUCAAGAGGUCAUCUACGUUGUCCACACACUUGCUCAUCCACUCAGACACCCGACCCUACCCUUGUCAGUACUGUGGCAAGAGGUUCCACCAGAAGUCAGACAUGAAAAAACACACCUUCAUCCACACUGGUGAAAAGCCCCACAAAUGCCAGGUGUGUGGGAAGGCGUUCAGCCAGAGCUCCAACCUCAUCACCCACAGCCGUAAGCACACAGGCUUCAAGCCCUUUGGCUGUGACCUGUGUGGGAAGGGCUUCCAGAGGAAGGUGGACCUCAGGCGGCACCGGGAAACCCAGCAUGGGCUCAAAUGAGGGCCCUGGCCGGCUGCAAGCAGCAGUUACACAACACUACGGAGGGCAGCCUCCCCACUUGCCACCGUCCACGUCUGACUUCUCGGACCCUCCAGUCCAGUCCAGAGCUCCCAGCAGGGUGAGCCCCUUCACCUCACUUCCGGAAACUGCAAGAAGGGAUAAAUUACCUUUUCAAAGUUAAGCCCAGAGGGGGAACCAAAUGACUGACUGGGCUUUGGACAUGUCGAAUAGGCUCCCGGACACCUGAAGCCUCGAAGUCAAGAGGGGAUCAGCUAAAAUCUCGGGUCCUGCAGUUCUUCCCAUUCCCAGCCCUGCUCCACAGACAGGAAAGUCCUUCGAGUUUUUUCCCUCCUCUUGCCCCACCCCAGAUACUUGUGUGGAGGAGAAGUCAUCAUUUACAAGGUGGACACGUGCUAAUGCUUUUAUCUAGAAUGAAAAAUGAGUUGUUUUUUUUUUUUUUUCUUUCUGGGGAGUCUGUUAACCCCUUUCUACUGGGUGCUGCCUAUCAAUCUUGGAGGAAUCAAUUCUCCUACUUGAAGACUGGUUCAGGAAAUGAUGUGGGGAAGGAGCUUCAUACUUUUGAAAUUACAAAGUACCCUGGGCAGCCUGCUGCAGGCAGGAGCAGAAGAAACAUGGACUUGUUGGUGAGAGGAGAGGAGAGGAGAGGAGAGUCCUCUCUGCAGGAGGCUUGUGAAGGCUCCAUCACUGGAGGCGGAAGGAUAGAACACCACCUCUGGACAAGAUCCCAUCCCCUCACCCAGCAGGUGUUUACUGACCACCAGGUCCCAGGCCUGUGUUAGGCAUUGGGGAGCCAGAGAUUAAAGUUACGGCUGUGCCCCUGCCCUCAAAAGCUAACAGUUGAACCCCCAAGUGACUGAAUCUGUUUUUUCCCUCCUAAGGAAUUCAGAGAAGACCAAACAAAAUCUUGACUCUUCUUUUCUGACAUGUUUGGAUUUUAUCAAACAUAAACAACAACAAAAUAGCUGAAGAGAUACUUCCAAGAUGCGUGUGUAUAUUCAGUUUUUUACUGUUAAGCUGGUAUUUUUAAGAUGUCUAAGCUAGCAGGCAUGUGGAGUGACCCUUCAUGUGUACUAUAAAGAAAAAAAGUGGUGUUUUUACUUCGAUGAGGUUUGUAAAUGUUUUUAGAUCUUCUGGAGUUCAUUAUGUUUGUUAAUACGUAUUUAUUAGAAUGACGUUUUAAGUUAAUAAAGUAUUAAGACUC
Messenger RNA from Lontra canadensis (Northern American river otter), 2691 nucleotides. RefSeq names its product growth factor independent 1 transcriptional repressor (gene GFI1). Gene Ontology annotation, biological process: regulation of transcription by RNA polymerase II. Bases 201 to 1469 code for a protein of 422 amino acids. NCBI's taxonomy places the organism in Eukaryota, Metazoa, Chordata, Mammalia, Carnivora, Mustelidae. The transcript has 6 exons. Gene Ontology annotation, cellular component: nucleus. The record is from RefSeq and is a predicted model, not a curated record. Gene Ontology annotation, molecular function: DNA-binding transcription factor activity, RNA polymerase II-specific; RNA polymerase II cis-regulatory region sequence-specific DNA binding.